Molecule: messenger RNA, 312 nt
Organism: Grammomys surdaster
Lineage: Eukaryota; Metazoa; Chordata; Mammalia; Rodentia; Muridae
Gene: Smim32
Product: small integral membrane protein 32
Exons: 1
Coding region: 1-312 (103 amino acids)
Source: RefSeq, a predicted model, not a curated record
AUGUACGGCGACGUGUUCAACGCCACCAGCGGGCCGGAGGCGGCGGGAAGUGGCGCGCUGGCCCCGGGAGCCACGGUCAAGGCAGAAGGCGCUUUGCCGCUGGAGCUGGCCACCGCGCGUGGAGUGCGGGACGGCUCGGCCACCAAGCCCGACCUGCCCACCUACCUGCUGCUCUUCUUCCUCCUGCUGCUGUCCGUGGCGCUCGUCGUCCUCUUUAUCGGCUGCCAGCUGCGCCACUCGGCCUUUGCUGCGCUGCCCCACGAUCGCUCGCUGCGCGACGCCCGUGCGCCCUGGAAGACGCGGCCGGUAUAG